AUGGUCGCUGCGCGUGCCUUGUUGUGGUGCCUGUGCCUGAUCGCAGUCGGGACCCCGGCCGCCUCCCGCGGACACGGACGACAACACCACGCUCCCUCACGACACAAACAUUCGGAAUUCGUUAAAGGAAAAAUAUGCAUCGGGACAAAUGGUCGGAUGUCGGUGCCGUCGAACCGCGACACCCACUACAGGAAUCUUCGCGACCGAUUUACCAACUGCACGUAUGUCGACGGAAACCUCGAGUUGACAUGGCUGCAAAACGAAACUAUGGACUUAUCAUUCCUGAAAUACAUAAGAGAAGUGACCGGCUACGUGCUGAUUUCGCACGUGAACGUACGACACAUUGUACUACCGCAGUUGCAAAUCAUCCGUGGACGUACGCUGUUCAAACUGAAUGUGAGAGAAGAAGAAUUUGCUCUUAUGGUGACUAUGUCGUCUGCAUUCACUCUUGAGUUGCCCGCGCUCCGCGAUGUGCUGCGAGGAAGUGUUGGAAUUUAUAACAAUUAUAACUUGUGCCACGUUAAAACUAUAAAUUGGGACGAAAUAAUUACGGGUGCCAAUGCUACUUACGUGUACGUAUAUGAUUUUGCUGCUGCAGAAAGAGACUGCCCGCGUUGUGAUAGCAGCUGCGAGGCCGGUUGUUGGGGAGAAGGACCCGAAAACUGCCAAAAAUUUUCCAAAACUAUAUGCAGUCCUCAGUGUGCUCAAGGACGAUGCUUCGGGCGAAACCCUCGAGACUGCUGCAACGCAUUUUGUGCCGGCGGCUGCACAGGACCUCUACCUAGCCAAUGUCUUGCCUGCAGAAAUUUCUAUGACGAAGGUACAUGUUCUCAAGAAUGCCCGCCGAUGCAAAUCUACAAUCCUACAACUUAUUCUUGGGAACCAAAUCCAAAUGGAAAAUAUGCGUACGGUGCCACUUGUGUUCGCAAUUGUCCAGAACAUCUUCUAAAGGAUAAUGGAGCGUGCGUGAGAAGCUGUCCCCCGAAUAAGACUGCAGUCAACGGAGAAUGUAUUCCAUGCAAUGUGACUUGUCCGAAGACAUGUCAUGCAGAAAAGCCAAUACAUUCUGGCAAUAUCGACAGUUUUAAAGACUGCACUAUUAUAGAUGGAUCGAUUGAGAUUUUGGAAAUGACGUUCACGGGAUUUCAGCACAUAAACUCAGAUUAUUCGUUUGGCGAGCAUUAUGCUAAGAUGGAGCCUCACAAAUUAGAGGUGUUCAGCACAGUGCGGGAAGUGACCGGUUACCUGAAUGUUCAAGCUCAUCAUCCUAAUUUUACUAGCCUCUCUUACUUCCGCAAUUUGGAAGUGAUAGGAGGACGCCAAGUCGUUGAAAACCUCUUUGCUUCUCUCUACAUAGUAAAAACGUCACUGAAGUCUCUUGGAUUAAAAUCACUAAAACGAGUGAAUUCCGGUGCUAUAGCCAUCAUGGAAAAUAAAUAUUUAUGUUUUGCGGAAAAAAUUGCCUGGAACAAGCUUGUCAAGUCUAAAGAUCACAAGCAAAUAAUACAAAACAAUAGUGACCCGGAAACUUGUGAAAGUGCAAAUUUGGUGUGUGAUCCUCAAUGUUCUGCGGACGGCUGUUGGGGCCCUGGACCAGAUCAAUGCCUCACCUGUAAAAACUACCAGUAUGACGAAAUAUGCCUUCAAAAUUGCAGUGUUGUACCUGGGUUAUACAAUGAUGGGCCCAAGAGCUGCAAAGAGUGUCACCCAGAAUGCAAAGAUGGCUGUAAUGGACCAACACGAGCUAAUUGUACAAGUUGCAAACAUGUACGUGAUGGCCCUUACUGCGUUAGCGAAUGUCCGGACUCAAGAUAUACCUCUGAUAAUGCUACUUGCCAACCAUGCCAUAGGAACUGCUUUAAUGGAUGCACAGGACCAAAUAAUACCGUCGGUGAAGGUGCAUGCAACUCCUGUAAGAAAGCUAUUAUCAGCGUCGAAGCUACAGUUGAAAGUUGCCUAAGCGAAAACGAACCAUGCCCUGAUGGAUAUUACAAUGAAUGGGUUGGUAAUGUAAAACCUCUCGAAGGAAAAGUAAAAGUUGUUUGCCGUAAAUGCCAUCCUAGAUGCAAAAAGUGUUCCGGUUUUGGAAUACACACCCAGGUCUGCUCCCUGUGUAAUGGCUAUAAACGAGGAGACCAGUGUGAAGACGAAUGUCCGGCGGAUCACUUCACAGACGAAGAGACUAUGUCAUGCAUACCUUGUCACCCAGAAUGCAAAGGUUGUAAGGGAACAUCUUCCACAGACUGCAUUAAAUGUAAAAAUCUAAAAGUGUUUUUGUCGCCGGAUGAGCCUGAGAAUCAACACUUUUUCAAUUGCAGUGACACUUGUCCAUCACAUGUACCACACAAAAUUUAUUUCGACUCUUCAUUAAAUCGACUAGACGAUGCUUAUUGCUCCACGCAUACUCAUGGCACCCCAAAUGGCAUGGUAUCUGCCAAAAUUCCCACAGUACUUGUAAUAGCUCUGGUUCUUGGUUGUAUAUUGUUAGUGAUUUUCGGAAUAAUAGGAUACACAUGCAGACAAAAAGCCAAAGCAAAUAAGGAAGCAGUUAAGAUGACAAUGGUUUUGACUGGUUGCGAAGACAAUGAGCCUCUGCGCCCAACCAAUGUCAAACCAAACUUGGCCAAAUUAAGAAUUGUAAAAGAAGUUGAAUUAAGGAGAGGUGGUAUGCUCGGUUUUGGAGCUUUUGGUAAAGUGUACAAGGGCGUAUGGGUACCAGAAGGUGAAAAUGUAAAGAUACCGGUAGCCAUCAAAGUUUUGAAGGAUGGAACAGGUGCUAACACUAGCAAAGAGUUUUUAGAAGAAGCUUACAUAAUGGCUAGUGUUGAACAUCCCAAUUUGCUGCAAUUGCUAGCCGUAUGCAUGACUAACCAGAUGAUGCUCAUUACCCAAUUGAUGCCGCUUGGUUGUCUACUUGAUUACGUUAGAACUCACAAAGAAAAAAUUGGAUCCAAGGCAUUUUUGAAUUGGUGUACACAAAUAGCUCGUGGUAUGUCUUAUCUUGAAGAAAAGCGACUGGUCCACAGGGACCUUGCUGCCCGUAAUGUACUUGUACAAACACCGAAUUGUGUCAAAAUAACAGAUUUCGGAUUAGCUAAGUUACUCGAAGUGAACACAGAUGAAUAUAAGGCAGCUGGUGGUAAGAUGCCAAUCAAAUGGCUCGCUCUGGAGUGCAUUCAGCACAGAAUUUUCACGCAUAAGAGUGAUGUCUGGGCUUUUGGCGUGACAAUCUGGGAGAUUCUAAGUUAUGGAGCACGUCCUUAUGAGUCCAUAUCUGCACGAAAUGUUCCUGAACUGAUCGAAAAUGGUUUGAAACUGCCACAACCCAGCAUUUGUACUCUAGAUAUAUACUGCAUAAUGGUAUCCUGCUGGAUGCUUGAUGCCGAUAGUCGCCCCACGUUCAAGCAACUAGCCGAUACAUUCGCAGAAAUGGCAAGAGACCCAGGCAGAUACUUGGUCAUACCAGGAGACAAGUUCAUGCGAUUGCCGUCCUACUCUACCCAGGAUGAAAAGGAAUUAAUUAGAAACCUGUCGUCGGCAAUGGAAGGUCCUGAGUCUCUAGUUGAAGCAGAUGAAUAUUUGCAGCCCAAAUUUAAAUCUGGUCCGAGCAACAACACUACUAUUUCUGUCAUUGAAGUUCACCAGAACUCUAUGAAACCUUCGGCUACUUGGCCCACCGGCGGUCCAACCACCGACUGCGGAACUCCAGACGGGGCUAGCAAACCAGAGACGUGGGACCACGAGCUCCUGCGAUACAACCAAGCAAACCCUUGCGGCGAGGCCACUGAGCUUCGACAUUAUUACAACAACGGCGUCUGCGCGUCCGACAGCUCAAGCUCAAGAUACUGCAGUGAUCCUAUGAAAGGAAGGCCAGAAAUCUCCGAAACUAAUUUCGACAACAUGUCGAAAAUCAAGGAAGCGCAAGUUGGAAAUUUAAAGCUAAAUCUGCCGCUAGACGAGGACGACUACUUGAUGCCUUCACCACAGCACACGCAGAACGCUUCCACAUACAUGGACUUGAUAGGCGAAGGUGGUGAAAAUCAGGAGGGGAUUAAGGACUUGCGAUUCAGUGGUUUUGUGGGAAAACGAUGCGUUGACAACCCUGAGUAUUUAAUGUCGGAGGAAAACGUAUUACCACAGACUUUGGGAAUUCCGACGGAACCAGUGCCGAUGGAGUCACUGUGUAUGAGCGAGGGUAGCGGCAGCGAGUCGACGCCACGGCCAAGCACCAGCAAGUACCUGCCGCAGCGCUCGGUGGAGGAGGAGUCCAUGUCGGACCAUGAGUACUACAACGACCUCCAGCGCGAGCUGCAGCCGCUCCGCCGGAACGAGACCACUGUGUGA
This is a messenger RNA of Spodoptera littoralis (African cotton leafworm), 4344 nucleotides long. NCBI's taxonomy places the organism in Eukaryota, Metazoa, Arthropoda, Insecta, Lepidoptera, Noctuidae. The record is from the annotation of a GenBank genome assembly.